GCACACUGCGCUCAGACAACUUGAUACAGAGUAACAGUAAAUCAGACAGAGCAGCUCCUACAGCACCAGCAGUGAAAUUGUAACCCUGUUGCAAGUAUUUUUGGCCGCUGAUAGGACCGAGUGAGAUCACUGCGGUCUCUUUUCUCGGAUAGACUCGAGAGUUGUUCGGCAAGAGCAACGCAGGGACCGUUUUCAGUCUCAUUUCUCCUAUAUCUCAAUAUUAUAUCACACUGGAAAUGUCCGAAAACAAGCCGAAUGAUGAACCGAAGUUAUCUACGACGGACAGGGUGGUGAAAUCUGUCCCGUUCCCCCCCAGUCACCGGCUGACGGCUAAAGAGGUGUUUGACAGCGAUGGGAAGCCCAAAGUGGACGUGCUGAAAGCUCACCUAACCAAGGAAGGCCGCGUGGAGGAAGCGGUGGCCCUGAGGCUCAUAGGAGAGGGCGCCACAAUCUUGCGUGCAGAGAAGAACCUGCUGGACAUCGAGGCCCCUGUGACAGUGUGUGGAGACAUCCAUGGGCAGUUCUUUGACCUGAUGAAGCUGUUUGAAGUCGGAGGAUCACCAGCGUCCACGCGUUACCUUUUCCUGGGGGACUACGUUGACAGAGGGUAUUUCAGUAUUGAAUGUGUGCUGUACUUGUGGGCCUUAAAGAUCCUUUACCCCAAAACACUGUUUUUGCUGCGUGGGAAUCAUGAAUGUAGACAUUUAACAGAGUAUUUCACAUUUAAGCAGGAAUGUAGAAUUAAGUAUUCAGAGAGGAUAUAUGACGCAUGUAUGGACGCCUUCGACUGCCUUCCCCUGGCUGCACUUAUGAACCAGCAGUUCCUGUGUGUACACGGAGGACUGUCUCCAGAAAUCACAAAUCUUGACGACAUCAGGAAACUAGACAGAUUCAAAGAGCCCCCAGCAUACGGACCAAUGUGCGAUCUGCUGUGGUCCGACCCCCUGGAGGACUUUGGGAACGAGAAGAGCCAAGAGCAUUUCACACACAACACAGUGCGAGGCUGUUCCUACUUCUACAGCUACCCUGCAGUCUGUGACUUUCUACAACACAAUAACUUAUUAUCUAUCAUCCGGGCCCAUGAAGCGCAGGAUGCUGGAUAUCGCAUGUACAGAAAGAGUCAGACCACUGGCUUCCCGUCCCUUAUCACCAUCUUCUCUGCACCCAACUACCUAGAUGUCUACAACAACAAAGCGGCGGUGCUGAAGUACGAGAACAACGUGAUGAACAUCCGACAGUUCAACUGCUCACCUCACCCAUACUGGCUGCCCAACUUCAUGGACGUUUUCACCUGGUCCCUGCCCUUCGUCGGGGAGAAGGUGACUGAGAUGCUGGUGAACGUUUUGAGCAUCUGCUCCAAUGAUGAGCUGACGACUGACGAGGAGCUGGACGGACAGCUAAUAUAUCCCCCCAAAAAAGGUGCCACAGCUUCUGCCCGUAAGGAGGUCAUCCGCAACAAGAUCCGGGCCAUCGGCAAGAUGCCAGGGUAUUUUCUGUGCUCAGAGAGGAGAGUGAGAGCGUGCUGACGCUGAAGGGACUGA
Messenger RNA from Cottoperca gobio, 1541 nucleotides. Its product is annotated as serine/threonine-protein phosphatase 2B catalytic subunit alpha isoform. Gene Ontology annotation, molecular function: calmodulin-dependent protein phosphatase activity. The transcript has 13 exons. The coding region runs from base 237 to 1526 and encodes 429 amino acids. NCBI's taxonomy places the organism in Eukaryota, Metazoa, Chordata, Actinopteri, Perciformes, Bovichtidae. The record is from RefSeq and is a predicted model, not a curated record. Gene Ontology annotation, biological process: calcineurin-mediated signaling.